Molecule: messenger RNA, 706 nt
Organism: Sitophilus oryzae (rice weevil)
Lineage: Eukaryota; Metazoa; Arthropoda; Insecta; Coleoptera; Curculionidae
Product: heat shock protein 27-like
Exons: 1
Coding region: 123-617 (164 amino acids)
Biological process (GO): protein refolding; response to heat
Molecular function (GO): protein folding chaperone
Source: RefSeq, a predicted model, not a curated record
CUCGGCAACCGUCAACUUAUCUCUCAACAAGCUGUCUAGUUACUUGAGAGCGAAAUUUCAACUGUGAUCGCAAAGUUUUUGCUUCUAUCAAGUUCGAUAUUUGUUUGAAAGUCUCUAUCAAUAUGAGUUUGUUACCGUAUCUUCUUGAAGAUUUUUACGCUCCUAGAUUACUGGAUCAAAUCCAACCCAUCGAUAUUUUGGCGUUAAUCUCCAAACAACAAACCGAAGAUGAUCUUAAAAAUCGUCUAGAAAAAAACCUAUCCAUCCAGCACGAUAAGGACAAAUUCCAGGCAAUUAUAGACGUGCAACAGUUCAAGCCAGAAGAAUUGACCGUCAAAGUUAACAAAGACAGAACGGUGACUGUUGAAGGGAAACACGAGGAGAAACAGGAUGAACAUGGGUUCAUAUCCAGGCAUUUUGUAAGGAAGUAUUUGUUACCUGAAGAUUGCGAUGUUAACCAAGUUAUAUCCAAGCUGUCUUCUGAUGGUGUUCUGAGUAUUACCGCUCCAAAGAAGCCUCAGGCUAACCAGGUAGAAUUUGUCCAAAUACCUGUCGUAAGAACGGGACAACCUGCCAGGAAAAUUGAACAAAAGGAAGGACAAGGGGAUUCUUCUUAAAGUCAUAUUAUUUUUUUUUAUGAAAUGUAUUUGACUUUUUUUGUUUUAAAUUUUUCGUAUUAAUAUCUAGAUUAUAUGUGUAUGUUUAA